This is a messenger RNA of Miscanthus lutarioriparius, 606 nucleotides long. Lineage: Eukaryota; Viridiplantae; Streptophyta; Magnoliopsida; Poales; Poaceae. The record is from the annotation of a GenBank genome assembly.
AUGGACUCGAGCUCCGGAAGCGGCGGCGGGGUGGAGGGCGGGGUCGGGGAGGGGCCGACGACGCUGGACGAGCUGUACCAGAUCAACGUGGUGCUGACCGAGCUGCACUUCAAGUUCCGCAAGGAGCUCCAGGGCCUCCGCGUUGGCCUCAACUUCGAGUUCUACAAUCUUGAGGUGAAUGACUUUGAGGCAAAGAUAGUACUGAAGCCUCUAGACUACGACCGGAAAUGGAAAUUCCAGUACAAGCCCAUCAGUGGUGACAUACAGCUACUUUCCAAGAAGAUACCAGUCACAAAGUUUCUAAAUCUACAGGUUGGCAUUGGCCACAAUUAUCAUCUGAAUGCAACUGGAUGGAAGUGGAAGCUUUCUACUUGCCUGGGGGGAGACGGUGUCUCUCAGAUAAGAAACAAGUCAAAACUCAGCUUGUUCCCAGGGUUUGAUUUGAGGAUUGGAUGGAAAGCAGAAUAUGUGCUUCCUGAGAUUCAUGGGGCUGUUGGCACAGGAGAACCAGCCUUCAGUAUGAACUAUGGAAGGUUGCAUGCAUCAAUAGAUCGGGUCGAGGCUAUCGUUACUCAAUUUUCUCGGAAAGGCGAGGGAGUUUCUUGA